GGCCACAGCCAGAAUGGAGACCCCAGCCCCUGGCCGCACCCACAGCGUCGUGCUGGUCCUGCUCUCGCUGGCCGUCCUCCACACCAGCAAGGCCCAAAAGAACAGUAGCAGAACAAGGUCACAGUAAUAGGACUAUUCAGAGGUUUGUGGUGAAGAGGAAACCUUUAGUAUUACGAAGUGCUGAGUACAGUGUCUGGCACCAGGCAGACAGACACUCACGUGUAAACGAGGCACUCAGCCUGCCGUGCACCUCUGUGCUGAACACAAGUAUGCCACGUGCAAGCAGGCAAGCGCCGUGUCAGCUCUGCCUGUGUACACAUACCCUUCCUUGGAGACUGCACACCUGGGGCAAAAUACACAUGCUUGGGGGAGUGCCCCCGGGGACGGAUGGAGCAACAAGGGAAGCCCCACGGCUGUGGAGAAAAGGACAAAGCAGAAGAUGCUCAGGCUUAGAGGUCCAGAAUGACAUUGACAUCUACAGCCUCACUGUGGACUCUAAGGUCUCCUCCCGAUUCGCCCACACAGUCAUCACCAGCCGGGUGGUCAACAAGGCUGAUGCCGUGCGGGAGGCCACCUUCCAGAUGGAGCUGCCCAAGAAAGCCUUCAUCACCAACUUCUCCAUGGUCAUCGAUGGUGUGACCUACCCAGGUAACAUCAAGGAGAAGGCUGCAGCCCAGGAGCAGUACAGCGCGGCCAUGGCCAGGGGCGAGAGUGCCGGCCUUGUCACGGCCACCGGGAGAAAGACCGAGCAGUUCCAGGUGUCCGUCAGCGUGGCUCCCGCUGCCAAGGUCACCUUCGAGCUGGUGUAUGAGGAGUUGCUGGCCCGUCACCUGGGGGUGUAUGAGCUGCUGCUGAAAGUCCGGCCCCAGCAGCUGGUCAAACACCUGCAGAUGGACAUUCACAUCUUCGAGCCUCAGGGCAUCAGCUUUCUGGAGACAGAGAGCACCUUCAUGACCAAUGAACUGGCAGAGGCCCUCACCACCUCACAGAACAAGACCAAGGCUCACGUCCGAUUCAAGCCAACACUGUCACAGCAACAAAAGUCUCCGGAAAAGCAGGACACGGUCCUAGAUGGCAACUUCAUUGUCCGCUACGAUGUGGACCGGCCUGUCUCCGGGGGUUCCAUUCAGAUUGAGAAUGGCUACUUUGUGCACUACUUUGCCCCUGAUAGCCUGUCCACGAUGCCCAAGAAUGUGAUCUUCGUCAUUGACAAGAGCGGCUCCAUGAUGGGCAGGAAAAUAAAGCAGACCCAGGAAGCCCUCAUCAAGAUCCUGGAUGACCUCAGUCCCCAUGACCAGUUCAACCUCAUCAGCUUCAGUGCGGAAGCAACCAAGUGGAAACCUUUGCUAGUGCCAGCCUCGACUGAGAAUGUGAAUGAGGCCAAGAGCUACGCCACUGGCAUCCGGGCCCAGGGAGGGACCAAUAUAAAUGAUGCGAUGCUGAUGGCCGUGCAGCUGCUGGAGAAAGCCAACCGGGAGGAGCUGUUGCCUGCAGGGAGCAUCACCCUCAUCAUCCUCCUCACUGAUGGCGACCCCACUGCAGGGGAGACCGACCCUUUGAAAAUCCAGGAGAACGUGCGAAAAGCUGUAAAUGGCCAGCAUAGUCUCUUCUGCCUGGGCUUCGGCUUCGAUGUCAGCUACGCCUUCCUGGAGAAGAUGGCACUAGAAAACGGCGGCCUGGCCCGGCGCAUCUAUGAGGACUCAGACUCCGCCCUGCAGCUGCAGGACUUUUACCAGGAGGUGGCCAACCCACUGAUGAUGUCAGUGGCCUUUGAGUACCCGAGCAAUGCUGUGGAGUCGGUCACGCAGGACAACUUCCGGGUGUUCUUCAAGGGCUCCGAGUUGGUAGUGGCUGGGAAGCUCCAGGACCACAGCCCUGACGUGCUCUCAGCCCAAGUCCGGGGGCAGCUGCACAGGGAGAACAUCACCUUUGUGAUGGAGUCCCAUGUGGCCGAGCAGGAGGAGAUGUUCCGGGGCCCCAAGUACAUCUUCCACAGCUUCAUGGAGAGACUCUGGGCAUACCUGACCAUCCAGCAACUGCUUGAGCAAAUGGUCUUUGCAUUAGAUGCUGAGAAGCAGGCUCUUGAGGCCCGCGCACUGAGCUUGUCACUCAGCUACAGCUUUGUCACCCCCCUCACGUCCAUGGUGAUCACCAAACCUGAAGGUCAAGAACAGUCUCAGGUUGCUGAGAAGCCUGUGGAGGAUGAAAGCAGAGACAGGAGAGUCCCCCUAGGGCCCAUGGGGUUUGGUCAGUCCAUGGACAGAGCAUCCUGGAAAACAGGCGGAGGUUUGAAACUGUUAAACAGCCCUCCAAGAUUGGGAGUACCUGGACGUUUUCUUGCUCCUCCUCCUCCAUUCCACCGCACGACCUCGAGAUCGGUGCUACCAGAGCUGACGUUACGUCCUGGUGGAGCAUCUUAUGACGUGGAUUUCAGAAUCAAAGGAACAACCCUGACAGCCCCACCCUUCGCUCCCAUCCAGGCUCCUUCUGUCAUCCUGCCACUGCCUGGGCAGAGCGUGGACCAGCUCUGUGUGGACUUCCGGCGCCCUCAGGAGCUAGUGAACCUGCUGUCGGACCCUGACCAAGGGGUUGAGGUGACUGGCCACUAUGAGACAGCGAAGGCCUGCUUCUCGUGGAUUGAGGUGACCUUCGAGAACCCCCAGCUGCAAGUCCAUGCGUCCCCUGAGCAUGUGGUUAUUACUCGAAACCGAAGAAAUUCUGCAUACAAGUGGAAGGAAACACUGUACUCAGUGAUGCCCGGCCUCAAGGUGACCAUGGACAAGGCGGGGCUCCUGUUGCUCAGCAGACCAGACAGGGUGACCAUCGGCCUGCUGUUCUGGGACGGCCCCGGAAAGGGGCUCCGGCUUCUCCUGCAGGACACUGAACGCUUCUCCAGCCACGUCAGUGGGACCCUUGGCCAGUUUUACCAGGACGUCCUCUGGGGGCCUCUGGACACGGCAGAUGACUGCAAGCGAACACUGAAGGUCCAGGGGCGUGACUACUCUGCCACCAGAGAGCUCAAGCUGGAUUACCAAGAGAGUCCCCCAGGCAAAGAGAUUUCCUGCUGGUCUGUGGAGCUGUAGUUCUGGAAGGAGCUACACCCACCACCCCCUGCCACCGCCCUGUGUGCAGAUGGUUGCCACCCAGUGACCACAGGGCCACUCUGGGCCCUGGAACAUUGUAGGGAGAGGUAUUUGCACUCAAUAAAAUAAAGAGAGAUGGUGUGAGCCCAGGGAGUGGGCAUCUCUGGUUUCAUCUGGCCAAAUCCCCAAGCAUCAAGGUCAUGUGCUGGACAUGUAGCGUCGUGUACCAUUAGAAUCAUCCACCGUCAGCCACUCAAAGGCCUGUGGCCAGUAAGGCCCACAGAGAGCGUUCAGCCCUAUCCCUUCACUUUACAGGCUGGGAAACUAUGAUUUAGAGUGAUUGGAACUGUUUAAAUGUUGCUCUUGCUGGGGCCAUGGAGCCAGAGAACACUGGGGAACAGGGUUCAUUCUGCUUUAUGGUGACACAGGGUCCAUGAAAAGAAUAAAAGGGUGACCUGGGUAGAAGUUCAUUACAGGCCAGCUCCCAACAUUCUCAGCCACCUGUGGGGCCCUUUCGCAGUAGGAUUUGCAGGAUACAAUUUGGUUUUCACACCUGUGCUCAGAAACAGGCCUGUCUUCUCACUGCCUGGCAGAGACGCUGGCAGGGGAAGACCAGGGAGACAGAGAUGAGGCCCUAGUCCCAGGAGGGAAGCAAGGUCUGUUCCCAGGAGCCUGGGUCAUUGAGGGGCUUCUGUCCAGGCCUAGGGUUAGACACCCCAAACAUCCCACCCAAUUCCUGCACAGGCAAAGCAUACUUU
This is a messenger RNA of Budorcas taxicolor (takin), 3841 nucleotides long. It is a transcript of the gene ITIH4, whose product is annotated as inter-alpha-trypsin inhibitor heavy chain 4. Gene Ontology annotation, molecular function: serine-type endopeptidase inhibitor activity. NCBI's taxonomy places the organism in Eukaryota, Metazoa, Chordata, Mammalia, Artiodactyla, Bovidae. The coding region runs from base 270 to 3083 and encodes 937 amino acids. The record is from RefSeq and is a predicted model, not a curated record. The transcript is spliced from 24 exons. Gene Ontology annotation, biological process: hyaluronan metabolic process.